Cylicocyclus nassatus is the source of this 573-nucleotide messenger RNA. Lineage: Eukaryota; Metazoa; Nematoda; Chromadorea; Rhabditida; Strongylidae. The record is from the annotation of a GenBank genome assembly.
AUGGUCUCACAUGUGAUUUUCGAUCUCGAUGGUCUUUUACUCGAUACUGAAACAAUUUAUGAAGCUGUUCUGGAGAAACUUAUGAAAAAGCAUGGCAAAAAAUUCACGAAAGAAUUAGCAGGAAAUAUCAAAGGACAAAAGGAACGAAAUGCAAUCGAAUAUCUUCUGAAAGAGGUGAGAUUACUCUCCAAAGAAUGUAUUCCGAUGGCACUAUGCUCAGGUUCGCGUGAUAAAACUUACACACCUCGAAAAGAAAACCAUAAAUGGCUGGAUCUCAUUCCAAUGCGGUUAUUUGCUGGUGAUGAACCCGAUAUCAAAGAAGGGAAACCCAAGCCGGAUUGCUUUUUGGCUACAAUGAAUAGGUUCCCCAAUAAACCCCAAAAUGCAUCUAAAGUGUUAGUGUUUGAAGACUCUGUAAAUGGAGGAAAAGCAGCAUUGGCGGCUGGUAUGAAAUGUGUCAUGGUGCCGGAUGAUAAAUACCGUGAAGAAGCGAAAAAGCUCAAGGUUGACAAAGUCUUGAAUAGCCUAGACGAGUUCAAGCCAGAAGAGUUCGGCCUUCCUGCAUACGAUUGA